Ilex paraguariensis (yerba mate) is the source of this 707-nucleotide messenger RNA. Lineage: Eukaryota; Viridiplantae; Streptophyta; Magnoliopsida; Aquifoliales; Aquifoliaceae. The record is from the annotation of a GenBank genome assembly.
AUGGAAUUUCACACUACAACAGCUCAAACAAUUCGACGGCACAGACCCAUCAAAACCUUAUACGUGGCCAUCAGGGGUCGCGUCUUCUAUGUCACUGCCGGUAGGUCCUUCUACGAACCAGGUAAGGACUACAUCGUAUUCGCCGGCAAAGAUGCCAGCAGAGCUCUGGCCAAGAUGAGCAAGAACGAAGAGGAUGUUUGUGCCAAUCUCAAUGGACUCUCCAACAAAGAGAUCAGUGUGCUUAAUGACUUGGAAAAGAAGUUCGAAGCUAAGUACCCCAUUGUUGGAAAUCAAUUACAGGAGUAUGAGCAGAAAAUCUAUGGGCCAAUUGAGAACAGCAACCCCAGCUUGCCAAUCUUCUCAUCUGCAGGAAUGCCUUCCUUCAGCUUUGGGUUUUCAAAGCCUAAUGAUACAGUUCUUGUUCCUGCUUUCAACGGCCCUGGUGCUACGUUCAUCUUUGCCCGUCCCAUUUUAGACAUCCCUCCUCAAAGAGUUCACUUUUGGAGCUGGCCAGGCUCAGAGCUCCUCUGAAUCGUCUUUUGCCUCAAACCCCCCAAAUCCGCAUUGUGCUGAUAUUUCCAUGGAAUGAGGUCUAUCAUCUAUGUUUUUCAAGUAUGGCUGCUCUUUUUUUCAUCCUGUACUUUUUGUUUAUUGGAGUAUGGUUUCUGGUCGAGGACUUGGGGAUAACAAAUUUACUUUUCAAAAAG